AUGUCGAGCGUCACAGCCUCUCGAGUGAAGGUCUUCAAUGGCCUCCGCCGGCCUGAAUUCGACAUAAAUGACCUUCCUAAUCACUACCACAUCUCAGUGAGGUCAAUUCCCUUAGUUGCUGGAAACGCAAUAUUUCUAGCCAAUCCAUUCAAUGGUCACACUCAUUGCGAGGGUCGCACCCGCAUCAUUCCCCUCACUUAUGAGGAACAGGCAACUGUCAUCGUCCCUCUACUACUUGAGUCUUUCGUCACACGCUUCGAUAACGAUUCAAUUUCCAUUCCCAUGGCGGACAAAAAGACAGCCUAUGCCCCGUGGAGCUGGAGCGUACGUGACCAGAAGCUCGCCGACGCCCUUUCCGUCAGACUUCAGAUCGUCGGUGUUCGACCCGAAUUGUGUGCUGUGUAUGUUGCCGAUCCGGAAGAGAUUACGACUGCUGAUGCGUGCUGGCGUCGUUUCUAUAAUGAUCUUGCGGCCGCUACGAUGGGCAUUCCAGAGGAUCAAUUUGCUGGAAAUGUCAACAAGGUCUGUCGUGUUUGUGGAUUUACUCCGUCGUUGGAUACACCUUUGAUGCGUUGUGCAAGGUGCACGAGUGUCUCUUAUUGUUCGAAGGCUUGUCAAAAGGCGGAUUGGAGCGAGCAUAAGGUCAAGUGCAAGGCCCCUGCAGCUUAA
Penicillium odoratum is the source of this 669-nucleotide messenger RNA. Its product is annotated as zinc finger MYND domain-containing protein. The transcript has a single exon. The record is from RefSeq and is a predicted model, not a curated record. NCBI's taxonomy places the organism in Eukaryota, Fungi, Ascomycota, Eurotiomycetes, Eurotiales, Aspergillaceae. The coding region runs from base 1 to 669 and encodes 222 amino acids.